AUGGUAAAUAUUAUAACCACCACCCUCCUCCUCACUCUGGCAAUUCUAAUGUGACCCCUUAUAACAACGCUAAGUCCAAACCCCCUAAACCAAAAAUGGGCCCUAAAAUAUGUCAAAACCGCCGUAAGCACUGCAUUCUUUAUCAACACUAUUCCCCUUAUUAUUUUCCUAGACCAAGGGACAGAAAGUAUUAUUACCACCUGAAACUGAAUAAACAUCAUAAACUUUGACAUCAACAUUAGCUUCAAAUUCGACCACUACUCUCUCAUCUUCACCCCCAUUGCCCUGUACGUAACAUGAUCUAUUCUAGAAUUUGCAUCAUGAUAUAUGCACUCUGACCCCUACCUAAAUCGAUUCUUUAAAUACUUAUUACUAUUCCUAGUGGCCAUGGUCAUCUUAGUCACCGCCAACAACAUAUUUCAACUAUUCAUCGGCUGAGAAGGUGUCGGCAUCAUAUCCUUUCUACUAAUCGGAUGAUGACACGGCCGAGCCGACGCCAAUACAGCAGCCCUCCAAGCAGUUAUUUACAACCGAGUCGGGGACGUCGGCCUAAUUUUAGCCAUCGCCUGGGCCGCAAUAAACCUCAAUUCCUGAGAAAUUCCACAAAUUUUUCUACUAUCCAAAGAUUUUGACAUAACCCUCCCACUAAUGGGCCUUAUUUUAGCCGCCACAGGAAAAUCCGCCCAAUUCGGGCUACACCCGUGACUGCCCUCAGCAAUAGAAGGCCCAACCCCAGUUUCAGCCCUACUGCAUUCAAGCACAAUAGUAGUUGCAGGAAUCUUCCUACUAAUUCGACUUCACCCCCUGAUAGAAAAUAAUCAGCUAGCCUUAACCAUCUGCCUCUGCCUCGGCGCUUUAACGACCCUAUUCACCGCAACCUGUGCUCUCACCCAAAAUGAUAUCAAAAAAAUUGUAGCAUUCUCAACAUCAAGCCAACUAGGCCUCAUAAUAGUUACUAUUGGCCUAAAUCAGCCCCAACUAGCCUUCCUACAUAUCUGCACUCAUGCCUUCUUUAAGGCCAUACUAUUCUUAUGCUCAGGCUCAAUUAUUCAUAGCCUCAAUGACGAACAAGACAUCCGAAAAAUAGGAGGCCUACACAAAUUAAUGCCAUUUACCUCAUCCUGCUUGACUAUUGGCAGCCUUGCACUAACAGGCAUGCCCUUCCUAACAGGAUUCUUCUCAAAAGAUGCAAUUAUUGAAGCCCUCAAUACCUCUCACCUAAACGCCUGAGCCCUAACCUUAACACUAAUCGCUACCUCCUUCACUGCAGUCUACAGCCUCCGAAUUAUCUUCUUCGUAGUUAUAGGCUCCCCCCGAUUCUCAACUCUAUCCCCAAUCAACGAAAAUCAUCCCGCAGUAAUCGCAUCUAUUGAGCGCCUGGCCUGAGGAAGCAUCAUCGCAGGACUAAUCAUCACCUCAAACUUCCUGCCAUCCAAGACCCCCAUCAUAACAAUACCCCUCUCCCUUAAAAUAGCUGCUAUUGCAGUCACCAUCCUGGGAGUUGUUAUUGCCCUAGCCCUGGCUACAACAACCUCUAAACAAAUCAAGAUUACCUCUCUACUGAUCCCUCACAACUUUUCCAACAUAUUAGGAUUCUUCCCACCAAUUAUUCAUCGCUCCCUGCCUAAGCUCAACCUCACACUAGGAAAACAAGCCACAAAACUCGAUCGACAAUGAAUAGAAAUAGGACCCAAAGGACUUCAUCCCUUACACUUCACCCUGUCCUCAAUAUUUGAUAAUAUUAACACCAACAUCAUCAAAGUCUACCUAACCUUCUACCUAAUUUCUACAGCCCUAAUUAUUGUGCUACUCUCCACAGUCUAA
This is a messenger RNA of Ictalurus furcatus (blue catfish), 1824 nucleotides long. Lineage: Eukaryota; Metazoa; Chordata; Actinopteri; Siluriformes; Ictaluridae. The record is from the annotation of a RefSeq genome assembly.